This is a messenger RNA of [Torrubiella] hemipterigena, 1781 nucleotides long. The record is from the annotation of a GenBank genome assembly. Lineage: Eukaryota; Fungi; Ascomycota; Sordariomycetes; Hypocreales; Clavicipitaceae.
GUGUGGGAACGUUUUCAAUUCGCUCUCAGGAUUUCUUUUUCUCUUUUACAUGCGGCUCUUUUUCCUUCUCCCUUUUCUACAUUGUUCGCUACAUACAAAAUGCACUGGCUGUACAUACUCUAAUUACUCCUCCUCCUUCGACCAUUCUCACAAAACCACCAUGGCUUCAUCUACUGGUGGCUUCACCAGCGAGAAGGCCGCUUCCAAAGACGGCCAUAUUUCACCGAUAGAUCACGGAUCCUCCGUAGACGGCGACCAAUUCUACGAGGAUCCCAAGGCUGCUCAGCGCCUGCUCAGAAAAUGCGACUUGCGCCUCAUUCCCAUCCUCGGUAGCUUGUAUCUCGUGUCCUUUCUGGACCGCUCAAAUAUCGCCAAUGCGCGCCUUUUCCACCUGGAGACGUCGCUCAAUAUGCCGUCCAACGGCUUUAACAAUUGUCUCUGGAUUUUCUACCUGCCCUUUGUCGUUGUCGAGAUUCCUAGCAACCUGUUUAUGAGUCUCAACAAGAUUAAGCCGAACCACUGGCUCGCAGGCGCCAUGUUGAUUCUUGGUAUUGUAUCCAUGUGCCAGGGCCUCACAAGGAGCUAUGAGGGACUUCUAGUCUGUCGAUUUAUCAUGGGUAUCAUGGAGGCUGCGCUUCCGCCAGGCGCGGCUUUACUAAUUGGCCAAUAUUAUAAACGGAGCGAAUUCUACAUUCGCUUCUCCUAUUUCAUAUGCUUUGCUUUGCUAGGAAGCGCAUUCAGCGGCCUACUAGCAUACGCCAUAUAUAACCUAGACGGGCUUCACGGCUACGAAGCAUGGCGCUGGAUAUUUAUUCUCGAGGGCCUCUUCACCUUCGCCUUUGGUGUCGUAGCCUGGUUCAUCAUCCCGUCGUUUCCCCAAGACGCCAUUUUUUUAACUGCCGAAGAGCGCGCUAUGCUCCUCGCCCGUUUACGCCACGAUCGCGGUACCGAGAGGCUGGACUUUAAGGGUAUCAAUUGGAUCAGAGUGUUUUCCGACUGGAAAGUCUGGUCGUUUACGAUUAUUUAUUUUUGCGCCGACAUGGGCGCCGCCUCUAUUUCCUCCUUUACGCCCACAAUCUUGGCAGAACUGCACUGGACGGCGCAGCGCGCCCAAGUAAUGAGCAUCCCCAUCUGGAUGGUGGGCAUCGUUGUUACGCUGUCGACGUCGUACGCUUCGGGCAAGCUCUCACUACGCUGGCCAUUUGUGCUGGUCGGAGCCAUCUUUGCCCUGGUAGGCUUCUGCAUCCAGUAUGCGCAGAUCAAUCCUCCAGGAGUGCGCUAUUUUUCGCUCUACAUUAUUGCUUUUGGAUCCUUUAUGCAGUUUCCCAUCCUCAUCGGAUGGCUCAACAGCAAUCUGCGCGGCCGGCCGCAGCAGGCCAUUGCUAGCGCGGUCCAGCUUGGCGUAGGCAACUGCGCAAACUUUGUCGCAAGCAAUGUCUUUAUCAAGACACAGUCGCCACGAUACCCUGUCGGUUUCGCUACGGGGAUCGGCCUAGCGGCGCUAGGCGUGCUCUGCACAAUCCUGGUAACUGCAGCCCUGGCGUGGCAUAAUCGACAGUUUGAUACUAGGAGGAGCAGGACAAAGGACGACGACCAGGAGCAUUUUAGAUACGUGUUAUAACGAAAUGGCGAAAGAAAAAGCCAGCUUGACCGCCUCCCCAUAGAUGUACAUAGCCACGUCGUUCAUGAACCCCAAUCCAACUACGAAAUACUACCGAGAGACAAUCGGUCUUCCCCCAAAACCAACCACCCUUCGCUUAGAGUAGCAAUGCAUCCAGUGG